This is a messenger RNA of Asterias rubens (European starfish), 1787 nucleotides long. RefSeq names its product putative thiamine transporter SLC35F3. The coding region runs from base 384 to 1655 and encodes 423 amino acids. The record is from RefSeq and is a predicted model, not a curated record. The transcript has 8 exons. NCBI's taxonomy places the organism in Eukaryota, Metazoa, Echinodermata, Asteroidea, Forcipulatida, Asteriidae.
UCUUUAGAAGACGUUAAGACUUGCUUUUCUCAGUAAAGAGACAUUUUUUGUUCACUACAAAAAAAAGUACAACUUACAAGACCACUGAACUGACCACUUACCGCACACGCACGGACGGUUAUUAUCAGUUUAUUGUGUUUACAAAUGUCGUGCGUGUGUAUGUGUUUUCUUGCUCCAUGGUUUGUACACACUCGGCUCACUCAAGACACAGUAUAUGACCAAUUGUACUACUACUACAACUAGUACUACUGUAGAGAGGAAUAUCCGUAGAGAGAACUGCACCGCGGUAAAAAGUACUUGUAAUUUUGUAUUGUAAUUGUAAAAUAUUCUAACUUUGGCUGCCUUCCCAAUUGGUUAUCUUGAGCUACGACUCCAGCAGCACAAUGGAAAGUACAGCCGUGAAUGGAAAACAGGAGAAUGAAAUGUUGGAAGACAACACAGAAAGUAAAGUGCAACUCUCCAACGGCAAAGUAGAGAUCACCAUGCAACCAAAAGAAAAGAAACCCGGGGAUGACGGAUGUUUGUCGGACAACGCCAAAAAGGUCAUCUACGGCUUGCUUCUAGUGAUCGGCAUUGCCCUGUCGUGGGUCAGCGCCACGCAGUUUGCUAAGAGCACGUACUCGGCCACAUUUAAUGCUCCUUUUUUCGUCAUCUGGUUCAGCACGGUCUGGAUGAUGGUGUGUUAUCCCGUGUAUGUGGUUGGAUCCUUCAUACUCUUUAAAGAAAAGAGGAAAGCUGGCAUACGCUCUCUUUUCAGGGAAGAUCAAAAAAUUUACGGAGACAGCGGUCUGACGAUCCUGACCUACUUCAAGUAUAUCGGCCCGUUCACCAUCUGUUGGGAGGCCACAAACUACAUGUAUAUUCGCGCCCUGGGGAGCAUACACGUCACCGACGCUACGGCUCUCUUUACUACAAACACAGCAUUUGUCUACAUCUGCUCUUGGAUCUGGCUGAAAGAGAAAUACAUUCUUAUUCCGGCAAGGAGUUUUUCUGUCCUGAUGUGUAUUAUGGGCACGGUGCUGAUGUGCUAUUCCGAUGGCUUUGGAGGGGGUCGAGCGGAGGGAGUGGUGUUAGCUCUUGGAGCAGCUUUGGGUGCAGCUCUUUAUAAGGUACUAUUCUUCAGGGUGGUCGGCAAGGCCACCUAUGGACAAGUGUCUCUCUUCUUGUCCCUACUCGGUGUGUUUAACCUCGUAUUCUUCUGCCCCAUCAUGGUGACCCUGUACUUCACUGGCGUCGAGAAAAUAGACUGGGGCAACCUACCGGGGGCCUUCCUGUGCGGGAAAGCAGCCUUGGGACUGGUUUUUAAUUUCUUGGUCAACUUCGGUAUAGCGGUGACCUUCCCCUUGUUCAUUGCCCUUGGUACAGUCAUAGGAAUUCCCCUCAACGGAGUUGUGGACUCACUAUUCAGAGACACACAGUUUGGAUGGGUGAAAAUUCUGGGAGCUGCAUUCAUCAUGGUCGCCUUUUUCAUCAUGCUGGUUCCGGAACCCCUUCAGAGGAAAGUGGCAUGCUGGAAAGAGGGCCAGUGUCCAUGUGAGAGGCAGACGCUAGACCGGGAGAAAGAGGGGGUGGAUUCUGAUGCGGGUGAAAAGAGGGAGGGGGAAAACUGGAUGCGACUCAAACAAGACGACAACGAGGAAAAUGUACAAGUAUGAUUUUCUGUUUAUAAGCGAAUGGAGAGAAUAAGUGUCGCCCUAACUUAUAAGAGUAAUUUAUUGGGACCCUUCCCCACUCUAAACAAAUCCAAACGGUAACUCAACAUCCAAGCUGUUGGAGUCUGAUUAUGC